This is a messenger RNA of Bubalus bubalis (water buffalo), 6154 nucleotides long. RefSeq names its product KIAA0754 ortholog. The record is from RefSeq and is a predicted model, not a curated record. The transcript has a single exon. Bases 1154 to 5647 code for a protein of 1497 amino acids. Lineage: Eukaryota; Metazoa; Chordata; Mammalia; Artiodactyla; Bovidae.
CGGCGGGCGAGCGGGCCGCGCGGCGCGAGGGAGGCGGGCUCGCCCCCGCCCGGCCCGAGCGGAGCCUUUUGUUCCCAGCCAGAAGUUUGCAUGCCGGGACCGUGACAGCUGCGGGCGGGGAGGACGGCGGGGCCGCGGGGCCGGCGGCGGAGAAUAGAGGCGGCUGCUUGACAUGCAGCCCACGGCGUGGCGGCUGCGGACCGGGGACUGGCGGGGGAGGCGGCGCCCACAGCACGCGGGACUCAGCUGCCGGAGGCACCAACUAACUUCCUGAGCGCGGGACUAGAGGCCGGCGCGGCCGGGAGCCACCUGCCAGCCUGCGGUGAGGCGACCGUGGCCCUCGGGACGCGGGGAAGCGGGCGGCAGGGAGUGAGCCUUACCGACUGACCCUCGGCCUCCGUCGCAGCCCUCCGGCCCCUCGAAGGCCCGGCGCCGGGCUCCACUCGCCUUGUUUUGCGGCCGCGGCGGUGGGCUGUUCUGGGAGCCACAACAAUGCCAUGAUGUUUUGGAGACAGGAAGCCCCAAGCUGGCCGCGAAUGAAGGACUUCCUGUGUUUAAAGUUGCAGGAAUAUCCGCCGACCAGCCCAGUUCAAAUACAAACACCCGAACUAGGGAGGACGAAUGGCUAAUUCAGACCAGCUGGACUCUCCAGGGCUGGAACCGAGGAUAAAAUGAAAGGAAUUCUUAGGAGCUUGGGCCAUACUUGAAGACCAGAGGGGCUGUGCCAUUGUUAUUAAAGGACGCAAUCGAUGUAAAUCCUCUGCUUCCAACUCUGCUCGGGUGAGAAGUGAGUGGAACUAGAUAUUGAAUAAGACUUGUCAAUAUCAGAUGAUUUUUUUUUUAACUGACUGAAUUAGAGCGGAGCUCUUUAAAAAAAAAAAGCCAUAGAAGGAAUAAUUUUGUUGAUUACGUUAAACCAAUUAUCUGUCUGCAACUAUGAGGCUGCUAACCUGUGAGGAAAAAACUGUUUCUCUUAGAGCUUCUCCCAGAAUAGUUUCAAAGUGCAACUUCCAGGCCUUUCUGGAGGGAAGAUCCGAUUGGGGGAUUCGCAAUUAUGAACAUGUAAAAGGGUUUUUAACUUACGCAGAAUGCAUUUUGGGGGAACCUGUGAUAAACUUUUAAAAGGUUGAUGGUUCAUCUUGAUUGAAAAAGUAUGGGUAAGCCACUCAGCAGGCCGGACUGUUUAAGGCAGAACCCCACCUGCCUGGGAAAGGGGGAGGAAGAGGAUGGCUACAUAGAGGAUUGCUAUGUUCCACAGCGAUCUAUAUAUGAUACAAUGAGGAUAAAUGAACAAAUUGACCAGGGGUCAAAGCUUAAUCAGACUUCAAAAAGCACCAUGGAAAAGAUAGAAGGAAGCACUAUAUCCAGCAACGGUACGUUAGGAGCAGCCGCUAAUGUUUUUGAAUCCAGAGCACCAGAAGGCAAAAAGUUGGACGAGAGAAUAAUAUUUGACGCACUAAAGCUAAGCAGUGAUGUGCAGAAGUCAGCACCUGUGCCACCCAGAAGGCGGCCAAAUGCAGAACGCAAGGACAACAUUAACAGGAGAUCUUGGAAGUCCUUCAUGCCACCCAAUUUCCCAGAAUUCGCCGAAAGGAUGGAAGCUUCUCUCAGUGAAGUUUCCGAAGCCGGUGUUUCAAAUCCUUCCUUGCAAGAGAAGAAGGAGUCCAGUUCUGCAUUAACAGAAAGUUCUGGUCACGUGGACCACAAGGAACCUCAGUCAGAGUCAGUAACUCUGGAACAUGUGUCCAGAUCCAUAGGUAUUCCAGAAAUGCAGGAUGUAAAAAACUUAGGUGGAAACAGCCAAGACUUCAGAUUGCAACAGCGCAGUGAGAGCUCUUCCCAUGAAUUCCAGCCUUUAGAGUCAGAAGCUGCAGCAGCAAGUGGUAACACAGAUGUAAUGCAGGAACACAGAUUCCCAAGUGCAACCUGGCCCAGAGCCAUGAAAAGUUUGGCUAAGGGAGGCUUCAGCGAGAAGCAGCACCCCCUGGGGGACACAGCUUGCACUGUAGAAUUGCCACCUCUCUCCCCUUGCCUGAGUGAAGAGCUGUUGGAUUCAGAGUUGCAUAUUCUCAUAACCCCCAGCCUCAGGGAGAAAACAGAGUCUGAGCUAAAGUUUGAGGAGGAUGAGCGAUGGAUCAUGAUGGAGGCUGCAGAGGAAUGGGAGGAAGAGAAACUUUCAGAGAGUGGAAAGACUUUUCUAACAGCAGAUGAGGAGAACAGCCUGGCAGAUAUCUUUGAAGAAGGAGAGCAAGCAGAUACUGCAGCAGUGGUGGAGGAUGGAGUCAGCUGCUCCACCACUGUCUUGGGAGCUUUUGAGCACCUAGCUCUUGGUCAGAUCCAUUGCUCUGAUGACCCGCAGCCUGCUCAGAACUGUCUGGCUUCUGUUCUCGAGGCCGCAUCUUUGGAUUACAACUGUGUUCUAACAGGUGAGAGCGCCGUAGAAGAACUGAGAAACAGGACUGCUCUGGGGCUGGAGGGUCUUGUUUCAGAUUUAGAAUGCACUGUUGGUCCUGCCAACUCAGAGCAGCUCUCUGACACAGACUCAGUGCAGAUGUUUCUUGAACUUGAAAAGGAGUGUUUAUCUGAAGAAGGAGUGACUCCGCUAGUUGAGCUGGAGAAUCAAGCCUCUUCUGAAGGGCUGGCCCCAUCCCAGGACGCAGAACAUUCACUUGUAAUCAGUCCUUUUUCAGGGGCUGCCUUAGAAAAGGAGCACGUAGGCCUUUUAAAGGUAAGGACCGAGGACUGUGGUCCUGGGUUGGACAGUGACUCUUUCAAUGCCCUGGAUUCUUCUCAGGUGCCUAAUACUGUGGAAUUUACUGCCUACUCUGAUUCCAUGAGGGACACUUCCACUGUUAGUGAGGAGGAGGGUAAAAAAGUGCCUUUUAGCCCCGACACUGCUGGGGAAUUUAACCUUAGACCCCUGACUGAUCUGGAGUCCCCGGGAGGAUGGUCCAACUCUGAUCACAGGGCUUCUCCUGAAGAAAAUGUACCAGACUCUGAAGCCAAGCUGGCCAAAGAACACAGCAGUUUGUCCCAGGUGGACGGUCAUGAAGUUGAGGGGAAUGCUGAGGAGUGUGUGGAGAGAGCCCCCUUCGGUUCUGCUGUUAGCCAUAAACUCACAGAUGUUACUUCAGGAUCUGAAGGAGAGGCGUUGCCAGACGAUUCACAUUUACCAACAGAUGAGAUUCAUUGGGAAGGUGAGAAAGGAGCUAUUAAUGAAGGAAAUAACCGUCUGACUUCCUUGGGAGAUGUGGACCCUUGUGAAUUGUUGUCCAUGGAAGGAGCUUGUGACGAAGGUGGUGAAGCACAGGCACUGGGCUGUGAAGCCAGGCUGGAGCACCGAGCCUCAGCACAUCUUCCUGGCAGACUCCCAGAGCGAGUCUCCCAGAAUCUCCAGAGGAAGUCCCCGGAGUCAGAGUUCCUGAGUGCGCACCUGCCGGUUGGACGACUGAGGCACAGCAGAGAUGGAGUGGAGACCGCGAAUGGGACCAAGCCCAAGCUGAAUGUGGCCUCAUUGGAGGAAGGAGAAGCAGAAAUGAGAGAUUCCAAUUCAUUGCUAAAUACCUUUCUGGAGGAACAAGUUACCAAGGCUAGGAACACGGAAGCAGUUUUGGAGGACUGGGCAUCCAUCCCACAGAAGCCUGACGCAGCUGCUGCAGCGCCCACUGUGGAAGAUGCCCUACAUGCUGCAGUGCCUGUCCCAGAGGGAACUGCGAUAGCUGCUGUCACGGUGCCCUUCCCAGAGGAGCAUGUCCCAGUUGUUUCCGUGGCCACCGAAGAGGCACAUGUCCCAGCUGCUUCAAUUUUUACCCUAGAAAAGGAUGGCCCUCUCUGUGCAGUAUCAGCCACAGAGAGGGCUGCUGCCCCAGCUGCUGCAGUGCCCGCCUCUGAGGGGACUGCUCCAGCUGCUGCAGUGCCCACCACAGAGGAUGGUACCCCAGAGGAGCCUGUCACCCCCGCUGGUGCAGUGUCCACCCCAGAGGAGCCUGCAGUCUCAGCUGGAGCAGAGUCCACCCCAGGGGAGCCUGAUACCCCAACUGUUAGAAUGCUUACCCCAGAGGAGCCUGCAGCCCCAGCUGGUGCAGUGCCCACCCCAGAGCAGUCUGUCACCCCAGCUGAUGUAGUGCCCACCCCAGAGGAGCCUGCAGCCCCAGCUGGUGCAGUGCCUACCCCAGAGGAGCCUGCAGCCCCAGCUGGUGCAGUGCCCACCCCAGAGGAGCCUGCAGCCCCAGCUGGUGCAGUGCCCACCCCAGAGCAGUCUGUCACCCCAGCUGAUGUAGUGCCCACCCCAGAGGAGCCUGCAGCCCCAGCUGGUGCAGUGCCCACCCCAGAGGAGCCUGCAGCCCCAGCUGGUGCAGUGCCUACCCCAGAGGAGCCUGCAGCCCCAGCUGGUGCAGUGCCCACCCCAGAGGAGCCUGCAGCCCCAGCUGGUGCAGUGCCCACCCCAGAGCAGUCUGUCACCCCAGCUGAUGUAGUGCCCACCCCAGAGGAGCCUGCAGCCCCAGCUGGUGCAGUGCCCACCCCAGAGGAGCCUGCAGCCCCAGCUGCUGCAGUGCCCACCCCAGAGCAGUCUGCCACCCCAGCUGCUGCAGUGCCCACCCCAGAGGAGCCUGCAGCCCCAGCUGCUGCAGUGCCCACCCCAGAGCAGUCUGCCGCCCCAGCUGAUGCAGUGCCCACCCCAGGGGAGCCUGCAGCCCCAGCUGCUGCAGUGCCCACCCCAGAGCAGUCUGCCGCCCCAGCUGAUGCAGUGCCCACCCCAGAGGAGCCUGCAGCCCCAGCUUGUGCAGUGCCCACCCCUGAGGAGCCUGCAGCCCCAGCUUGUGCAGUGCCCACCCCAGAGGAGCCUGCUGCCUCAGCUGAUCCAGUGCCCACCCCAGAGCAGUCUGCCACCCCAGCUUGUGCAGUGCCCACCCCUGAGGAGCCUGCAGCCCCAGCUUGUGCAGUGCCCACCCCUGAGGAGCCUGCAGCCCCAGCUUGUGCAGUGCCCACCCCAGAGCAGUCUGCCUCCCCAGCCGGUGCAGUGUCCACCCCAGAGGAGCCUGCAGCCCCAGCUGGUGCAGUGCCCACCCCAGAGGAACCUGCUGCCUCAACUGGUUCAGUGCCUACCCCAGAGGAGCCUGCAGCCCCAGCUGGUGUGGUGCCCACCCCAGAGGAACCUGCUGCCUCAACUGGUGCAGUGCCUACCCCAGAGGAGCCUGCAGCCCCAGCUGGUGCGGUGCCCACCUCAGAGCAGUCUGCCGCCCCAGCUGGUGCAGUGCCCACCCCAGAGGAGCUUGCAGCCGCAGCUGCCGUACUGUCUGCUCCAGAGGAGUGUGAUACCCCAACUGUUAAAGUGUUCACCCCAGAGGAGCCUCCUGCUGCAGCUGCUGCAGUGCCAGCGGUGGAGGAAGUAUUCCCUGUUGGUAUGCCCUUCCUGGGAGAUACUUCCCAUGCUGAUUCAGUGCCUGUCUCAGAAGGAACUCCUAUUCUAGAAGAGGCUUCCCUUGCUGGAUUGCCAAUCCAGGAGGAGCUUGAUUCCCCAGUGUUUGGAGUAAAAGAGGUGACUGGCACAGUGCUGCAUGGGAAAGUGCCUCUGGCUGCAAUUGAUGGAUUAAAUUCAAAUGAGGUAAUUGUUGCUCAUUUUGUUAGGGCAGGAUGUGGAGAGUAAAGUGAGAUUUGCAAGUUCUGUGACUUGGUGGUGAUUAGAAAGGGAACAGAUAAUUCUUUGGUUCUCUUAGGAAUGCCUGAGUUUUUCUGGCCUUUUUUGGUCUUUUUAUUGAAUUUAUGGGGGAAAUGUGUCUUUCACCUGCUUAAAAACUUUAUAAUUCAAACUUUUUCUAAUUGGGAUAUAAGCAAAGCUCAAGGAAAACAGGAAUGUGAACAGUUUUGCCUUUAGUUUUUGAAAAGAUUAUUAGCAGGAAACGGUGAUUCUUUUGAAAUUUACAGUAAGCACGUUCUUUCCUAAAUCAAGAGGCUGCUCAUUCAUUGGUAAUGUUAGCAGUCAGGUAGAAGCUAGGGUAUAUGCACUUUGGAUUGAGACCUGGGAUACUUUUUAACCACUCUGAGACAGUUAAAUUUCCUGAGGUGCCAGUUGCCUCAUUUGUUAAGGCAGAAGAACCCUGUGAGGGUUGUGAGGAUAAAAUGAGAUCAUCCAUUCAAAGCACCAAACACGGAA